Messenger RNA from Homo sapiens (human), 2203 nucleotides. RefSeq names its product proline dehydrogenase 1 (gene PRODH). Gene Ontology annotation, molecular function: proline dehydrogenase activity. NCBI's taxonomy places the organism in Eukaryota, Metazoa, Chordata, Mammalia, Primates, Hominidae. Gene Ontology annotation, cellular component: mitochondrial matrix; mitochondrial inner membrane. The record is from RefSeq and is marked reviewed. Bases 7 to 1809 code for a protein of 600 amino acids. Gene Ontology annotation, biological process: L-proline catabolic process. The transcript has 14 exons.
CCCGCCAUGGCUCUGAGGCGCGCCCUGCCCGCGCUGCGCCCCUGCAUUCCCCGCUUCGUCCCGCUGUCCACGGCGCCGGCCUCCCGCGAGCAGCCCGCAGCGGGCCCAGCGGCCGUGCCAGGAGGUGGGUCGGCCACGGCAGUGCGGCCGCCGGUGCCCGCCGUGGACUUCGGCAACGCGCAGGAGGCGUACCGCAGCCGGCGAACCUGGGAGCUGGCGCGGAGCCUGCUGGUGCUGCGCUUGUGCGCCUGGCCCGCGCUGCUGGCGCGCCACGAGCAGCUGCUGUAUGUUUCCAGGAAACUUCUAGGACAGAGGCUAUUCAACAAGCUCAUGAAGAUGACCUUCUAUGGGCAUUUUGUAGCCGGGGAGGACCAGGAGUCCAUCCAGCCCCUGCUUCGGCACUACAGGGCCUUCGGUGUCAGCGCCAUCCUGGACUAUGGAGUGGAGGAGGACCUGAGCCCCGAGGAGGCAGAGCACAAGGAGAUGGAGUCCUGCACCUCAGCUGCGGAGAGGGAUGGCAGUGGCACGAAUAAGCGGGACAAGCAAUACCAGGCCCACUGGGCCUUCGGGGACCGCAGGAAUGGUGUCAUCAGUGCCCGCACCUACUUCUACGCCAAUGAGGCCAAGUGCGACAGCCACAUGGAGACAUUCUUGCGCUGCAUCGAAGCCUCAGGUAGAGUCAGCGAUGACGGCUUCAUAGCCAUUAAGCUCACAGCACUGGGGAGACCCCAGUUUCUGCUGCAGUUCUCAGAGGUGCUGGCCAAGUGGAGGUGCUUCUUUCACCAAAUGGCUGUGGAGCAAGGGCAGGCGGGCCUGGCUGCCAUGGACACCAAGCUGGAGGUGGCGGUGCUGCAGGAAAGUGUCGCAAAGUUGGGCAUCGCAUCCAGGGCUGAGAUUGAGGACUGGUUCACGGCAGAGACCCUGGGAGUGUCUGGCACCAUGGACCUGCUGGACUGGAGCAGCCUCAUCGACAGCAGGACCAAGCUGUCCAAGCACUUGGUAGUCCCCAACGCACAGACAGGACAGCUGGAGCCCCUGCUGUCCCGGUUCACUGAGGAGGAGGAGCUACAGAUGACCAGGAUGCUACAGCGGAUGGAUGUCCUGGCCAAGAAAGCCACAGAGAUGGGCGUGCGGCUGAUGGUGGAUGCCGAGCAGACCUACUUCCAGCCGGCCAUCAGCCGCCUGACGCUGGAGAUGCAGCGGAAGUUCAAUGUGGAGAAGCCGCUCAUCUUCAACACAUACCAGUGCUACCUCAAGGAUGCCUAUGACAAUGUGACCCUGGACGUGGAGCUGGCUCGCCGUGAGGGCUGGUGUUUUGGGGCCAAGCUGGUGCGGGGCGCAUACCUGGCCCAGGAGCGAGCCCGUGCGGCAGAGAUCGGCUAUGAGGACCCCAUCAACCCCACGUACGAGGCCACCAACGCCAUGUACCACAGGUGCCUGGACUACGUGUUGGAGGAGCUGAAGCACAACGCCAAGGCCAAGGUGAUGGUGGCCUCCCACAAUGAGGACACAGUGCGCUUUGCACUGCGCAGGAUGGAGGAGCUGGGCCUGCAUCCUGCUGACCACCGGGUGUACUUUGGACAGCUGCUAGGCAUGUGUGACCAGAUCAGCUUCCCGCUGGGCCAGGCCGGCUACCCCGUGUACAAGUACGUGCCCUAUGGCCCCGUGAUGGAGGUGCUGCCCUACUUGUCCCGCCGUGCCCUGGAGAACAGCAGCCUCAUGAAGGGCACCCAUCGGGAGCGGCAGCUGCUGUGGCUGGAGCUCUUGAGGCGGCUCCGAACUGGCAACCUCUUCCAUCGCCCUGCCUAGCACCCGCCAGCACACCCUUAGCCUCCAGCACCCCCCGCCCCCGCCCAGGCCAUCACCACAGCUGCAGCCAACCCCAUCCUCACACAGAUUCACCUUUUUUCACCCCACACUUGCAGAGCUGCUGGAGGUGAGGUCAGGUGCCUCCCAGCCCUGCCCAGAGUAUGGGCACUCAGGUGUGGGCCGAACCUGAUACCUGCCUGGGACAGCCACUGGAAACUUUUGGGAACUCUCCUCGAAUGUGUGGGCCCAAGGCCCCCACCUCUGUGACCCCCAUGUCCUUGGACCUAGAGGAUUGUCCACCUUCUGCCAAGGCCAGCCCACACAGCCCGAGCCCCUUGGGGAGCAGUGGCCGGGCUGGGGAGGCCUGCCUGGUCAAUAAACCACUGUUCCUGCA